This is a messenger RNA of Stylophora pistillata, 1938 nucleotides long. RefSeq names its product tetratricopeptide repeat protein 28-like. The record is from RefSeq and is a predicted model, not a curated record. Lineage: Eukaryota; Metazoa; Cnidaria; Anthozoa; Scleractinia; Pocilloporidae.
AUGCAGUCCCAAGAGGCCUCUUCUUUGCUAGCCCUGAUUUCUGGUAUCAGUGACAGUGAGCUGGGAGAAGCAGUAGCUAAAGAACUCGAUAACCAACCCCUUGCGUUAGCAAGUGCUGCCACCUAUGUGAAGCAACUUCGACAGAGCAAACGUUUUUCAGAGUUUGGUUGGAACGACUUUCUGAAAAAAGUAGAAAAAGGGCAACGUGAUGCGACAGAGACUCUACUUGCAGAGAUCAACCCUUGUUACAAGAAAUCAAUGACAACAGCAAUAACACUAGCCGUUAGAGAAGCGAUGGAAUCAGACAGAAUCAUAGAUCAUGCCUUAACUUUUCUCUCCCUCUGCGCGUCACAGCCUUUGAAUGAGGAUAUCGUGGUGAACUAUAUCGUAAACGUUGUGGAAGGAAUAAAAGAUAAAGAGAUGAUAAUUAUGAAACUCCAAAGAUGUUCGCUACUUUUGUCACAUGAAGAUGAGUUUGGUGUCCACAUCCGCAUACAUCAGGUUGUACACGAUGUCGUUACGUCGUUGAUUCAGGGUUAUCUGGAAAGUCGUCACGUGAAAAAUUUGAAUAGCGCUGUGGCGGCGUUUAACCAGUUCAUAGAUAUCAACUUACCAAAUGAAACGUCAGGCUCAAUUUUGAAAAGCUACGCCCUUUCCCUACAUUUAAGAUGUUUCAUUCUUAAUUUUGACAAUGUACUUUCAGAGGUUGCCCUUUCCCGAAUCGUCCAACCUAAAAUGGAGAAGCUAGGCGAGAUUUGUUUUGACCAUUGUCAUUUUCAGGCCGCAAAGAAAUGUGACGAAUUUUUAUUACAAGCCGCUCUCAAAAAGUUUGGAACUGAGUACACCAAUGUUGCAUAUUACUACAAUAGGUUGGGUCAGGUUAACAGAAAGGAACUGGGUGACUUUGAGAAGGCCAAGGAGUAUUACGAACUGGCUCUGAGCAUUCAGUUGAAAAAGCUUGGACCUGAGCAUGAACUGGGUGACUUUGAGAAGGCAAAGGAGUAUCACGAACUUGCUCUGAGCAGUAAUUUGAAAACGCUGGGACCUGAGCAUGUAGAAGUGGCAAGUAGUUACAGUAACCUGGGUUCUGUUCACAAGAAACUGGGUGACUUUGAGAAGGCCAAGGAGAACUGGGUGACUUUGAGAAGGCUAAGGAGUAUCACNUUGAAAAAGCUUGGACCUGAGCAUGUAAGAGUGGCAAGUAGUUACAGUAAACUGGGUUCUGUUCACGAGGAACUGGGUGACUUUGAGAAGGCCAAGGAGUAUUACGAACUGGCUCUGAGCAUUCAGUUGAAAAAGCUUGGACCUGAGCAUGUAAGAGUGGCAAGUAGUUACAGUAAACUGGGUUCUGUUCACGAGGAACUGGGUGACUUUGAGAAGGCCAAGGAGUAUUACGAACUGGCUCUGAGCAUUCAGUUGAAAAAGCUUGGACCUGAGCAUGUAAGAGUGGCAAGUAGUUACAGUAAACUGGGUUCUGUUCACGAGGAACUGGGUGACUUUGAGAAGGCCAAGGAGUAUCACGAACUUGCUCUCAGCAUUAAAGAGAAAAAGCUGGGACCUGAGCAUGUAAGAGUGGCAAGUAGUUACAGUAAACUGGGUUCUGUUCACGAGGAACUGGGUGACUUUGAGAAGGCCAAGGAGUAUCACGAACUUGCUCUCAGCAUUAAAGAGAAAAAGCUGGGACCUGAGCAUCUUGGACCUGAGCAUGUAAGAGUGGCAGCUAGUUACAGUAAGCUGGGUUCUGUUCACAAUGAACUGGGUGACUUUGAGAAGGCCAAGGAGUAUCACGAACUUGCUCUGAGCAUUGCUUUGAAAGAGCUUGGACCUGAGCAUGUAUCCGUGGCAACUUGUUACAAUAACCUGGGUUCUAUUCACGAGGAACUGGGUGACUUUGAGAAGGCUAAGGAGUAUCACGAACUUGCUCUGAGCAUUGCUUAG